CUUGAAAGCACUUGGUCGAUUUAUAUAUGUUGAAAUAAUCUGUAAUACAUUUACUGGUAAUAUUUAGAGUGGGUAAUCCUUAAUCAUCUUCAUGCUCAGUUCCUUAUUUCAGUGAGCAUUUUCCAAUUUCAUCAAUUUGGCAUUUAUAAAAAUUUUCUCUUCAAAUACAGGGCACCAUCAUGCUGAAUACAACGGAGUAUGACAACAGCACCACGCCCGUCUCUUAUGAUGAAGACUACACUGUCAGUGCGAUUGGUGUCAUCUUCCCGUUCAUGUUCUUUAUUUGCUGUGUAUCUUGGAUGUUCAAAUCCAUCUGUAAGCGGACUUCAGCUGAUCGUAACUGUAUCUGUGAUAUGAUUGAAUCUUGCGGUUCUUGCAUAUCCAGGUCUUUACACACACUUAUCUCUAAAUGUUCUUCUGCAUGUGAAAGUUUGAGAGAGUAUGUCAAUGACUGCACUAGGAGUUGUGAACGCGAAAGUGAAAAUACGGACGCUGUAGCGCCAUCUGCACCACCGGUUAUAUCCCAACCGUUAUCAGAAAUCAAUGGACAUGAUGCCAAUCAAAAUGCCGAAGCUCUUCCAGAUAGCAUGGCCCCUCCCCCGUCCUAUAGCAGCAUAGUCUCUGAUCCUUCUCAACCACCUCCCAGUUAUGAAGAAGUCAUGAGAUGAAGUUCAGUGCUGCCAUUGGCUGGGAAUACAGCUUCCGGUGUUGCUACACCAGAAAUAUCAAAUCUGCUGCUAAUGGCUAAUCGCUAACCAUUGACUUCGAAAGAUCGUGGAACUAAAUGAGUUCAGAUGAACAGUCAAGGAAUUUGUUGUUACUCUUUUUUUUUCCUUGUCCGAAUCGGAUAAUGCUGUGGGUAUGGAUGGCCCCUAUAUAAGAUAAGAUCUUUCUGGAAGAAACACUGGGGUAAGAUGAGAGGAGAUAAGCGUAUACGGAUACUUACCGGAAUGGCCAAAAUUAUAUUAUGAACAUGUUUUAAUAUGUUUCAUUGUUAUUUAGUUUGUUUUACAAGUAAAUAUAUGAUUUCGCUUUUCAAUUAUAGCCAAAAUUGAGUUAACAUCAAUUAACUAGUUCCAGUUAAGCAAUAAUUGGACUAGUUUCUGAAAACUUUAUUAAGAAAAAUACACCGAAAGAGGAAUUAUACAUAAUUGC
Molecule: messenger RNA, 1155 nt
Organism: Saccostrea cuccullata (small rock oyster)
Lineage: Eukaryota; Metazoa; Mollusca; Bivalvia; Ostreida; Ostreidae
Exons: 1
Coding region: 180-668 (162 amino acids)
Source: RefSeq, a predicted model, not a curated record